UUCAUCUUGGCUAAUGAUUAACAUUUCACUUACGCUGUUAAUACAUUACCUAGCAUUUUAAACAUUAUGUAAUGCUCUAUUUCUAACCUCAAUGUUUCCCGUUUCGGUUCGAACCACUCACAAUACACAUAGUAUUUUAAUUGCGAAUCGGUUUCGCCCAUAUCUUAUCGUUAACUGCCAUCAGAUAAACGAUAAAUUUUAUGUACUAUCUUCGCGAAUGAGAGCUCAGUAUCGUUCAAACUGCAGGAAGACUCACUAUGGUUGACCUAACCCCAAUCACUACAUGUAUUGCAUAUUACACUGAAGCCUUACAGCCUUACAUGAUCUUCUAUUUACGCAAUAUUAUCUUUCAAUGCAAGCUGUAGCUUUAACCGAUGUUAGGGUGAAUAGUAUAGGUAAAUGUAGUGAGUGAAAAGUGUAUUGCAUGAUCCUAACGCGUUGAUUGUUCGUUUGAAGUUACUGCCCUGUAUUGUGAUAAAAGUCGAGGCAUAAUGUUGGAUUACACUAGUGAGUUAGAAUUGCAAAAAGAAGCAGACGAAGUGGAACAACUUGCAAUGACUUCCUUAGGAAAACUAGUAUUUGUAGAUUUACAUUGUAGACAUUCAAAGUCUUUAUCUUCAGAUAAACCAUCUGUAGAUGUUGAUUCCUUAUCACUUGCUUUUGAAGACCUUUUUUGUAUGCCAUUUGACAUUAUUGAAAAUUAUAGUAAUAUUCUCCAUACACUGGAUAUUAGUCAUAAUAUGUUUAGUAGAAAUUUACAAUUUUUGACCGAAUUUGAAAAUUUAACAUCUUUAAACCUAGACCAUAAUAACAUAGACGAUCACACAGUUUUUCCACAUAUGCCGAAACUUCAGCUUCUGUGGUUAAAUCACAAUAAUAUAAAAGAAUUGUAUCCAUUUAUUAAGAAUCUCUAUGAGAGUCUACCCAACCUCAGAUAUUUGUGCCUUAUGGGAAACAAGGCAGCACCAAGUUAUUUAAAUGGUGGUACCUUUUAUGACUAUCUUCAGUACAGGUUAUACGUCAUAUCUUUGUUUCCUCAUUUGGUACAUCUGGAUGAUAGAGCUGUGACUCCGGAACAACGACAGGAGGCAAAAAGGCUUUACAAGCGACCACUGUUAGAGAAUCUAACUGAAAAUGCUCCUCUUCCAGAAUGCAUUAAACAACUACAUAACAAAAUUGCAAAUAUAUUUUCAAAACCUACACUGCCUUAUAAAUUGAAACCAAGGGGCACAAACUUUGUUGUUUAAGACAGUAUUAUCUUAGUAAUAUGGUCUUGUUCGAAAGCUGUCCAUUUUUGUCACAGUAAAAAAUAUUUAUGGAAAGGUAGAUAUACAUUUUUUAUUUUACAUAGGAACAAAUACACAGAAGCAACCACAUA
Messenger RNA from Bombus pascuorum, 1378 nucleotides. RefSeq names its product leucine-rich melanocyte differentiation-associated protein-like. The transcript is spliced from 4 exons. NCBI's taxonomy places the organism in Eukaryota, Metazoa, Arthropoda, Insecta, Hymenoptera, Apidae. Gene Ontology annotation, molecular function: protein binding. The record is from RefSeq and is a predicted model, not a curated record. The coding region runs from base 492 to 1247 and encodes 251 amino acids.